Molecule: messenger RNA, 4347 nt
Organism: Balaenoptera acutorostrata (minke whale)
Lineage: Eukaryota; Metazoa; Chordata; Mammalia; Artiodactyla; Balaenopteridae
Gene: INTS4
Product: integrator complex subunit 4
Exons: 24
Coding region: 331-3225 (964 amino acids)
Biological process (GO): snRNA processing
Cellular component (GO): integrator complex
Source: RefSeq, a predicted model, not a curated record
GAACUAAGACUCCCCACCCAGGUGGAGGAUGGAAUGAUGAUGUCGACCGUCAUGACUUCAAUCAACUAAAUCCUGGACUCUGUUGACCUCUGCCCCAAUUCUACGAUGAAUUCUCCUCUGCUCAAGCCCCUUCAUGAAUAGGUGGCGUAGGCGGCCAAAUCCGGCGGCACAGCGGCAGGGCAGUCGAGCAGCCGGAAGCGGCCUCUCUUUCCCGGAACCCCACUGCCUUGUGGGACCGUUGCUGGUUCCUCCGGCCUGGGCAGGUUUUCCGGACUCUUCCGCUCCACCUCUCUCCUCGGGUACGGAAGCUGAGAGGGUGUGAGGACUGCCAUGGCGGCGCACCUCAAGAAGCGGGUGUACGAGGAAUUCACUAAGGUGGUUCAGCAACAGCAGGAGGAAAUUGCUACUAAGAAACUCCGACUGACAAAACCAAGUAAAUCUGCAGCACUCCACAUAGAUCUGUGUAAGGCUACCUCCCCAGCAGAUGCUUUGCAGUACCUACUUCAGUUUGCCAGGAAGCCUGUGGAGGCAGAAAGUGUGGAGGGAGUAGUCAGGAUUCUCUUGGAACAUUAUUACAAGGAGAAUGAUCCAUCUGUGAGACUGAAAAUUGCAUCAUUGUUGGGUUUACUGUCAAAGACUGCAGGAUUUUCACCAGACUGCAUUAUGGAUGAUGCCAUUAACAUCCUGCAGAAUGAAAAGUCUCAUCAAGUCCUAGCUCAGCUGUUGGACACUUUGCUUGCAAUUGGCACUAAACUCCCAGACAAUCAAGCUAUCCAGAUGCGAUUAGUUGAUGUAGCCUGCAAGCACCUGACAGAUACCUCGCAUGGUGUAAGAAAUAAGUGCCUGCAAUUACUUGGCAAUCUGGGUUCUUUGGAGAAAAGUGUCACAAAAGAUGCAGAAGGCCUAGCUGUCAGAGACGUCCAGAAGAUUAUAGGGGAUUACUUCAGUGACCAGGAUCCACGUGUCAGAACAGCAGCUAUAAAAGCCAUGUUGCAGCUCCAUGAAAGAGGACUGAAAUUAUACCAAACAAUUUAUUCUCAGGCUUGUAAAUUGCUCUCUGAUGACUAUGAACAAGUGCGCAGUGCUGCAGUCCAGCUCAUCUGGGUUGUCAGUCAGCUCUAUCCUGAAAGCAUUGUCCCAAUCCCUUCUUCUAAUGAAGAAAUUCGCUUAGUUGAUGAUGCGUUUGGAAAAAUUUGUCACAUGGUCAGUGAUGGCUCCUGGGUGGUUCGAGUUCAAGCUGCAAAGCUAUUGGGCUCUAUGGAGCAAGUCAGUUCUCAUUUCUUGGAACAGACGCUUGACAAGAAGCUGAUGUCAGAUCUGAGGAGGAAACGCACUGCACAUGAACGUGCCAAGGAACUUUACACUUCGGGAGAGUUUUCCAGCGGCAGGAAGUGGGGAGAUGAUGCUCCCAAGGAAGAAGUAGAUACGGGGGCUGUGAACUUGAUUGAGUCAGGAGCUUGUGGAGCCUUUGUUCAUGGAUUGGAAGAUGAGAUGUAUGAGGUCCGCAUUGCUGCUGUAGAGGCGCUCUGCAUGCUGGCCCAGUCUUCACCUUCUUUUGCUGAGAAGUGCCUUGAUUUCCUGGUUGACAUGUUUAAUGAUGAAAUUGAGGAGGUACGUCUACAGUCCAUACAUACCAUGAGAAAAAUCUCUAACAAUAUCACCCUUCGAGAGGAUCAGCUUGACACUGUCCUUGCUGUGUUAGAGGAUUCAUCCAGAGAUAUUAGAGAGGCUCUUCAUGAACUCUUAUGCUGCACUAAUGUUUCAACCAAAGAAGGGAUUCAUCUUGCACUGGUGGAGCUGCUGAAAAAUUUAACCAAGUACCCUACUGAUAGGGACUCCAUAUGGAAAUGCUUGAAGUUUCUGGGAAGUCGGCAUCCAACCCUGGUGCUUCCCUUGGUGCCUGAGCUCCUGAGCACCCACCCGUUUUUUGACACAGCUGAACCAGACAUGGAUGAUCCAGCUUACAUUGCAGUUUUGGUUCUUAUUUUCAAUGCUGCUAAAACCUGUCCAACAAUGCCUGCAUUGUUCUCAGAUCAUACCUUCAGACACUAUGCCUACCUCCGAGACAGUCUUUCUCAUCUUGUUCCUGCCUUGAGGUUACCAGGUAGAAAACUAGUGUCAUCAGCUCUUUCUCCCAAUAUCAUGCCUCAUGAGGAUCCUUCCCAUCAGUUCCUGCAGCAGAGCCUUGAAAGGGUAUACAGUCUUCAACACCUGGACCCUCAAGGAACUCAGGAGCUGCUAGAGUUCACCAUCAGGGAUCUGCAAAGACUUGGAGAACUUCAGUCUGAAUUGGCAGGAGUAGCUGACUUCUCUGCUACCUAUCUUAGGUGUCAACUUCUUCUCAUCAAGGCCUUGCAGGAAAAGCUGUGGAACGUGGCUGCCCCUUUGUAUGUGAAGCAGAGUGAUUUGGCCUCAGCAGCAGCAAAACAGAUCAUGGAAGAAACCUACAAAAUGGAGUUCAUGUAUAGUGGCGUGGAGAACAAGCAGGUGGUGAUUAUCCAUCACAUGAGGCUGCAGGCCAAAGCCUUGCAACUUAUAGUAACAGCACGGACUGCUCGAGGAGUUGACCCCUUAUUUGGGAUGUGUGAAAAAUUUUUACAGGAAGUGGACUUUUUUCAGAGGUGUUUCAUCGCUGAUUUGCCCCACCUGCAGGACAGCUUUGUGGACAAACUUCUUGACCUCAUGCCCCGACUCAUGACAUCCAAACCUGCAGAAGUGGUCAAAAUUCUACAUACCAUGCUGCGGCAGAGUACCUUCCUACACCUCCCCCUUCCAGAGCAGAUCCACAAAGCCUCAGCCACCAUUAUUGAGCCAGCAGGCGAGUCAGACAACCCUUUGCGGUUUACAUCUGGGUUGGUGGUGGCCCUGGAUGUCGAUGCAACCCUGGAACAUGUGCAGGAUCCUCAGAGCACUGUGAAGGUCCAGGUCUCAUAUCCAGAUGGCCAAGCUCAGAUGAUCCACCCUAAGCCGGCAGACUUUCGGAAUCCUGGCCCAGGGCGGCACCGGCUUAUCACUCAGGUGUACCUCUCCCACACUGCCUGGACAGAACCGUGCCAGGUGGAAGUGAGACUGCUGCUGGCCUACAACUCCAGUUCACGCAUUCCAAAAUCCCCCUGGAUUGAGGGUGGUGAGAUGUCAUCCCAGGUGGAAACCAGCAUCGAGGGCACCAUCCCCUUCAGCAAGUCUGUAAAAGUUUACAUAAUGCCUAAACCCGCAAGGCGCUGAGUCACAAGUAGUCUUUACAGCCAUGGCCUAAAAGGCCCUUUUUGGGAUCAGAGUGAGCCAGAAGCCUGGAGCAUUUCACCUGGACAUGGUAUAUAGGCAUAAGGAAGAACAUGUGACCCUUAUAGUCUCAUCUGGUAUCGAACAUUGGAUAAAUUAUUUUGCAUUAAGAAAACAAAAACCUUCAAGUCUAUCCCAUCCCCCACCCCCUACCUCCCUAGCCUUGCCCCCAGUAAAGUUGAGACACCAAGCUGUUCUAGAAAUCUGUGUAGCUAUAGGUUCAACAUUUAUACGGCAGGCCUACAUUCUUCAGGUGUGAAACAAAAAGAUCCAAUUUUCUAGCCCCUUCCAAAGAACCAGUUAUUGGAGCCAUAAUCUUAUUUCUUAAAGCAAUAGUCUGUUUGCCAGGGCCAACUCCAAAGCAGCUUUCACAGCUGUACUUUUUCACCACCGACAGUUCCUGAAGGGCCCUAGACUUUCGUUAUCUUGCUGAGAGUCUCCUUCCUUAACUCAGGCAAUAGCUGGCCAAGGACUGAAUGAACAGCUGAAGAAUGAAUCACUUUCAUCCCUCAGGGAAAUUCUUGAUCUUGCCUGCCAUUAUCCUUAGAACAAAAAUCUGAGAGAAGGGCCAUAUUUUACAAAAGAAACCAGGAUUAUGGGAAAGAGGGACCCAGUGUAAGAAACAAAGUCAUUUCCCACUACUUCUCUGAUGACUCCAGCGCUGGAGCUGCAUGUGAGCUGAAGGUGCAGCGGGGGUCUAAGAACAGUAAAGGCUCCAGAGAUGUGAACCACGUGAGGGCCUGUGCUAUGUUCUUUACCUGUCAUUUUAUCCUUGCAACAGCCAAGUGAGACUAAGAGGUUAAGUCACUGGUAGGAAAACUGUAAUAACGCCUUUACUCAUUCAAAUCCAAGAUGAUUCCAAAGGCCUGAGCUAUACCAUAUGGAAAAGAACCUUCAGAUUUUCUCUCUGUGCCUCAGUUUUUUCAUCUGUAAAACAGAGGUAAUUAUACCUUAAGGGUUGUUGAAUGGGUUUAAUUAAGUAAUGCUUGGCAAAUCUGAAUCUUUGGCCAGUCUUGAUCAUAUUUGGUACUUGGAAAGCUUAAUAAAAAUAACAAGAGCAUACAA